UCUAAUUUCUCCUGUGGCUUUUGUUUGUGUUUCAGAUGUGCGACCGGCGAAAACAAGUCUGGACCGCCGUUUUCAUCAGCAAUGUGUUGAUCCAUACCGUUGUUAUCGCAAGUCCGAUCUAUGUUCCUCAAUUUCUACCAGGAAGCACGGGAAGGAACAUCAGGCAUUUGCCCUGCGUGUCACGCAGGAGCGGCGAAACGGGCGUGUGCAUGUUCGCGUUCACCUGCGCGAAGGCUAAUGGCACGCACCUCGGCACCUGCAUCGAUCGCUUCUACUUCGGUAGCUGCUGUAAGAUCGACGACGAGCCGGACGUCUUCCCGCAGGACAACAGCAUCGACGACGGGCCGCCGCCGCCGCCGCCGCCAAGGCCAUUCGUCACGACCCACGGGCCCAUCGAGAGCAAUGACAUACCGAGCUACUUCGCGAGGCCGAAGCCGGCCGUAGAUAAGCAGAAACCAGCCGAGGCCCUGCAAACCACGGCAAUCUCAAGCGUGCAAACUGCGCAAACUUCAGCGAGUACGUUGAGAGACACGACGAAGUUCGUGACAAAGAAGCCAACGAUCACGACGAUCGAAACGACCACGCAGACUACGCGUCUUUCAACAUUCCAAACUGUGCAAAGCGCUACCUCUGGCUCCAGCACGGAAACUAGUUUAUUGAAGAACGCCACUAGUACUGCAGUAAACAGGCCAUCAAGCGUAUCAUCGAGCACAACGAGGCAACCUACGAGGCCAUCCACUUUGUCUAUCUUACGACCUAGCGCCGAAAAUGCAACGAAGCUAUCGAUCACCGGAUCGACAGAUUCGUCGAAGAUAACUACGAAAAAACCAGUUGCCUCCACGACGACGAUACAGAGACCGACGACGGCGCAGAUCUCUCAAAAGCCGUCUUCUUCGACAACACGCAGACCAAUUGUUCAAUCGACUACAACGAAAAGCGUUCUCACGACUACGCAAAAAAUAUCGCCUUCGACCAGAUUCCCACCGAGAAAUACAACGUCGGCCAAGCCACCGGUUCAGACGACUACCAGGAAGCCUAUCAGUAGCACUAAGAGACCUACCACAACCGUAGUAAUGAAGCGCCCGGUACCGACAACGAAGAAACCCACUACACUGACAAAGAGACCGACAACUCCAUCGAAACCUCUCACGAGCUCCAGCUUUGGCACGACUUUGCCAGUGACGACGAAACCUCACUCGACUUCCGGAUCGUCCAUCAACGUCGGAUCCUCCGUGACGUCUACAAGCGUCACGGAGAAUACUCUAGCCUCCACAAUUAGACCGUCGACCACGAAGACGACAGCUACGAGCGCGAGCAGUCAGAAGACUACCGUUACGACGAAGAGUCCGGAGCAGAAAAUAUCCACCACGACGACAACACCGAGGACUACCUCGAAAACGACGACGAAGACGUCGACGAUUAGAACAACCACCGCCAAACCGACGACGACGAUUCAAACAACGGCCAGUAACAAGACAACGACAUCUAAACCAUUAUCGACCACGACGAAGACAAAGCCCACCAAAAUCACUAGUACGACGACAAAAAUCGCCCAGCCCGAAUCCACCACGACCACCGAGAGAACGAGACCGUUGUCGUCGACCGUAGGGUCGACCGUAGGGUCGACCGUAGGGUCGACCGUAGGGUCGACGGUUGGCGUUACGAAGCCCAGACCCACCAGCACGGCGAAGCCGACGAAACCCUUGACGAAGGUCCCGGCGACUACAUCCACCGUUGUGGAAGUUACAACGAGCAUCUCGAGUUCGACAUCCACGUUUACCGUUAGAAACGAGAGCACCUCGACCUACGUUCCUCCCACCAAGGGCCAGGAUGUUAAUAAUACCCUCGAGGAGAUCCCGCUGACCACCCAUUCGCCAGGAUUGGUGACGUGGAGCUCGAACUCCGAUGAAGUUUCCACGAAGGUACCCGAGACAUCUUCGUCAACGGUAGCUACAUCGACAGAACAAGCGGAAACUGAUUGGUCGCCGAUAACGACCCCGGAUGGCUGGAUAAUGAUCCAGUCGCCUACCACCGAAAAGUUACCGCAAACUCAAGAGUCGACGACCGAACCGGUUGCGGAAUCCACUAUACAGUCUUUGACUUCUGUCAAACCCGAAACAGAGAGUACCACCAUUCCUGACUAUGUUACGCUAAGUCCGAUAAUAACCACUUUGUCAACAAUUGCCAGCGUUACAAUCGACACAGAUCUUCCGGUACCAGUGGACACCUUCAAUAUGUCGGACUAUAAACAAGUGUGCGGUCGAAGACUCUUCCCGGAGCCUAAAAUUGUCGGUGGUACUCGAAGCAGUUUCGGAAAAUGGCCUUGGCAGAUCUCAUUACGUCAAUGGCGAUCGCAGACGUAUCUGCACAAAUGCGGCGCGGCAUUGUUGAACGAGAACUGGGCUAUUACCGCAGCACAUUGCGUGGAAAGCGUACCGCCUAGCGAUCUAUUACUAAGGAUUGGCGAACACGACUUGGCAAACGAAGAUGAACCGUACGGAUAUCAGGAGAGAAGGGUGCAGAUUGUGGCGAGCCACCCGCAAUUCGAUGCGCGAACCUUCGAAUACGAUCUGGCCCUGUUGAGAUUCUACGAGCCCCUUCUACCCUUCCAGCCGAACGUCCUGCCGAUCUGUUUACCCGACGAUGAUGAAACCUUCGUUGGUCGCACUGCCUUCGUUACUGGCUGGGGCAGACUUUAUGACGAGGGACCACUGCCGUCCGUGUUACAGGAGGUCGCGGUACCUGUUAUUAAUAAUACUGUAUGCGAAGCAAUGUACAGAAACGCGGGUUACAUCGAGCACAUUCCUCACAUUUUUAUCUGCGCCGGUUGGAGAAACGGUGGAUUUGAUUCUUGCGAGGGUGACAGCGGCGGUCCUAUGGUUAUCCAAAGAACGCGAGACAAGCGAUGGGUCCUUGCCGGAAUUAUCAGCUGGGGAAUCGGUUGCGCCGCACCUAAUCAACCUGGCGUUUACACGCGCAUAUCGGAAUUUCGCGAAUGGAUCAAUCAAAUCCUGCAGUUCUGAGCAGUUCUCGCUGUCAGAUGCGAAAGUACGUGUCUGCACUCGAAAUUUGCGCUCAUAAGCCGCGCCGACUCCUUCGGACAUUCGAGGCGACCGGCAAAUGGGCUAACGGCACCAUCUGCCGGUGCUGUGAAUCAAGUGCAAUUUAGUGAAAAAGAUUAAAGGGUCCAGCGCGAGGAUUCACAAGGAUCAGUGUGCGUGUUGCGAACUCGUACGACGUGUGGCGCCACUGAUUCGAAUUUCACAAGUGAAGCUGCGAUAUAUUCAAAUAAAUCCGACGUGAUACAACGAUUCGGUAAAGGACUAAAAAUGAUAUCAAUUUGUGGUACCAGAGAGACAUUACGAACCGGUGAUAAAUAUAUCGCACUUUGCGAAAAAAGAUCGAAGAUUUCGAUCAUCUAGAUUUCUUUUUAUCUUAGAACAAAUUUCAAAUUGGUAAUUCCGGAUUAUGGAAUUAUUUUUUUAAGAUAAGUUAUUCCCUCAGAUAUCUCCUUAUUCAGUAACAUUCUUAAAUUUCCUCUUCUCUUUUCACCAAACAUGUAUUUACUUUCCUUUCCGAAGUGUUCAGUUUGCUCAAAGUUUGCCUAAUAUUUAACGAAUGCAUAUAAAAGUGCAUCUGAUCUAAUUGAUAAAUCUAUAAAGCAUAUAGAUCUAUUAUUAGUAAUUAUUAUAAAAUACUCUUAC
Linepithema humile (Argentine ant) is the source of this 3704-nucleotide messenger RNA. Lineage: Eukaryota; Metazoa; Arthropoda; Insecta; Hymenoptera; Formicidae. The record is from RefSeq and is a predicted model, not a curated record.